Lottia gigantea (owl limpet) is the source of this 630-nucleotide messenger RNA. RefSeq lists its product as hypothetical. Gene Ontology annotation, molecular function: transcription coregulator activity. NCBI's taxonomy places the organism in Eukaryota, Metazoa, Mollusca, Gastropoda, Lottiidae. Gene Ontology annotation, biological process: DNA repair; regulation of DNA-templated transcription. The record is from RefSeq and is a predicted model, not a curated record. Bases 1 to 630 code for a protein of 209 amino acids. Gene Ontology annotation, cellular component: nucleus; SAGA complex; NuA4 histone acetyltransferase complex. The transcript has 5 exons.
AUGUUAAGAUUAUGUUGUAAAGAAAUUGACAGGGAUAUCGUUAAUGAUGAACUCUUACAAGCCCAACAGAAAUCUUUCCACGAUGUCACAUUUGAGUUGGUAUACCAGGUUUCUUCACCUAAUAAUCUAGUUCGAGAACAGGCCAUGUCCUCAUUAAAACUGCUGGCAGAAACUACAGGGAAAUCAGUCACAGAAAUAAUGGAACCACAUAAAGAAGUAUUGCAAGACAUGAUUCCACCUAGAAAACAUUUAUUACGUCAUCAGCCAUUUAAUGCUCAGAUUGGUCUCAUGGAAGGGAAUACAUUCUGUACCACAUUAGAACCAAGAUUAUUUACCAUAGAUGUCUCUAUAGCUGAACAUAAUGUAUUUUUAACAGAGUUACAAAAUCUGUGUGAAGCAGAAGAUGCCAGUUUAUUAAAGUUACCUUGUUAUAAAAACGUAACAAAUCUAGUUACCUUAAGAAAAAGUGCGAUAAGAGCAUUGGCUGCCUGUCAUUAUAUACCUAAUACCAGUCGUAGAGAGAAAAUCUUCAAUAUUUUAUAUAAAGCAUUGAAUAGUACUAACAGUGACCUACAAAGUGCUGCUCAUGACUGUAUGAAAAAGGUAGGUACUUCAUUCAAUUUAUACUGA